GUCUGUCUGCGGUGCCGCACACACAUGAUGAGGUUGACGGCACCGGUACAUAGCAGGGUGUACAACUAUAAGUCAGGAACGGCAGGGUCCAGCUCCACAGUGCGUUCUACGUCCAGAGCGAGCGCUUUCUCAGGGCGACCUGGCCGAAGACCACGACAUGUCCCCCGAAGCCCGCAAGAACGGCGUCAGUCGAACCAGCUCGUUCCUCGCCGCUAGGAGCUUCUUCGAGGAGGGCCAGGGGCAACCGCAGGCCUCCAGCGGGGUGGGGGCCGGGUCUAAUCUCCCCGCCGGGAAAAGUGCUGGCCGUGAGCAUGAUAAGCGGCCCCUCGCCGGACAGGAGCUCCCGCCGGCCGAGGGCAACGAUGCCGUGCCCAUGAGCGAACUUCUAGCCAUGGCAGAAAUGGUAGCCAAGACCGAGUCUGCCGUUCAGCCUGUGGCGCCGCUUACGGGCGCCGUCGCCGCCGCUGCCGCCGCCGCUGCCGCCGCCGCUGCCGCCGUCCCCGCCAUGGGUGCCAACGUGGCUCCUGUGGCCGCGCCCGCCCCGGCUCCUCCUGCCGCCGCCGCCGCCGCCGUCGCCCGUUCUGCCGACGUAGUGCUCCCGCCUCUCGGCCCCGGGCAGGCCGCCGUGCGUGCGCUGCCGAAGCGUUCCGCGGCGAGGUCUCAGGCGCCGGUGCCUGACAUCGCCGACCUCCUUGACAACGCGGAGAUGGGCGGCAUGGCCCUCGACGACCUUGAGGCCAGCCUGACCUCUCUGAUCAUGAACUCGCCCCCGAGCAUGCUCCGCCCCGGUACGACUGUGUCUCGCGGGCUUGGCCUCCUACGGGGGAACAGGGAGGGGGCGGGGGCGGGGGUUGGGGCAACCCUCCCGUCCCUCGGCCUCGCGGAUCGCCUCGCUCAAGCCGAAGAAACCAUUGGCGGCGACCACACGAAGGGGCUUCUCUUCCGACAGGGACCCGACGGUGUCGCGGUUGGGAUCGAUGGGGGAGAGGUACCCCGUCCGUCCGCGGCAGUAACGUCCUUGCCUGCAAGUACCACAAUGCCGACCAACUCAUUGAGCGGCGGCGGCGAACUUGACGACGAAAAGGCGGAAUCCGUGUCGGAUCUCGUCAUGCGCGCUGGUACCCAGAGUGUGAAGAAAAUGUCUUCGGAGGAGAGCCCUAAGAAGCCCAUCGCCGCCGGGACCGCGGCAAGCACCGAUGACGAGGCCAAGGCUAGACGCGGGGCAAGCGACGCCGCGCAAUCGGAGGAGUCCAUGACGUUCGACCGAUUGGACUGGGAUGUCGGUGGCGGAAUUUUUGCAGGAGGCAGAGGGCGCAUUUUAUCCUCUCCCUUCAGAGCGGAGAACAGCGGAGUGCGUUCAAGCAUUGAUCAAAGCAAGCACUCAUGCUUAUCCCUCUGCGGAAGGCUUCCUGAGACUGCAAGUGAAGUGACAUUUGACAGCCGCCAUCUUCUGACCCCAGGAGCCCUCGCCAAAAUUGGCCCUGUGUCUCCCCCCUUUGGAUCCGGCGAAAGUCCCAGCGCAGCAGUGCCGGAUGAAAACGGUCAGCACGCCACCUUUGAGAAAUCGGCGGACUCUUCUGGCAGUGCACCGGAGUUCCUACGGUCAGGAACAGUCCCCCCUCCGGUCACAAUGAGUCCCCUGGUCCCAGCGCGAUCGUGGCGGCGUCCUCAAGUCAAGGAAGCUGCGAGGCGCGCACCCACCAGGCCCCUCAAGGAGGAGAAUAAAACUCAAGCCGAAACGGGGGGUCUCCCUCGCCCCAGGAUGGUUCCCGACCGCAAGAACCUGUUCAACUGCAGGAACUGCGGAGCCGAUACCCGCAUUCCACCGCCGGAUUUGGCAAACGGGAGCCGCGCACAGUGCUGGUUGUGCGGUAAGGAAGUAGCUUGUAGCCGCCAGACCCGACGGUGUCAGUCGGCGGCUUCCUCGUGUGUUUCGACCAGCAGGUACUUCUCAGUCAAACUAGUCUCCUCAUGCUCGGUAUCGGGGGUUGUGGUGUCGACACCCAAAACUAUUCAUGCGAGCAUAAAUAUGGAGUGGGAAGAGCUGGUACGCGAGUGUUCGAAGCUGGUGGGAGCCAGGUGUCGAAAUCAAUCGGCCGAGCUGACUUCUUUCUUGGGAGUUUACUUCCUUUCCCAAGCCUCUCAGUCAUCCGUUUACUGGGACGAGGCGAAAAUGUUGGGAAACCCAGAAAGAAGGACGUUUAUUGCACUCAAGGAAUGGGGCGGGGUAUCAAGCGUAGAGGAGUUUCUCGUGAAGAACACUGUCUCAACAUUCUUUGAAACAGCCCUGUACAGUCCCAGGGACGUGCGAGAAGCUGAGCUUGUUGCUGCUUCUUGGGGUUACAGCCGGGUUGCUAGGGUAACACACUCGGAGCUGGUAGGUAUGAGUGCAGAACUGGUUUCUUCGGCGAUCGGCGAGGACGCAUCUUUGUCGUCCAGGCCGUGCCUAGUAGCUCUGGGAAACUUAUCGCGUCUGCUUAACACAGGCAGUGUCGCUUUGGUCUCGAGAUCUGCUGGCGACUGGGGAGAUCUCACAUGCCACGGUAACGGUCCAAAGGGUCACGAACUUCUUUCUGCCUUGUUGUUCAUGGUAGAGAAAGAGAUGGUUGGGUCUGCUCUGGUUCUUGUAGUCACUGCGAUACCGAAUGGCGGAAGGCAGGAGGCUGGCGCUAUGCUGACGGCAGGUGUCUUCGACAAGCAAACCGUCACGGCAGGCGACAUCCAGCGAGUGGUGAAGGAUCUUACGCUGGUCGAGCAUUGGGGACCAAUCGUGGAGGGAUCGCCGUCCUUAGCGACAAUCGCGAAUCUUGCGAAGGGUAGCGACACGAAGUGGAGGCCGGCUCGCCCUGGCUACCACGAGGCUGUCGCCAGCUGGAUCGUUGAGUCAAGCAUGUUGCGGAUGUUCGUAGGCUUCUUCUGCUUGUCGGGAACAGCUCUGUAUGCGUAUACGUACGACAAAGGGACGUCUCACACACUAGCGGCCCUCCUCCUCUUGGACUUGCUAAAAAGAGACCUCGGGGUCCCGCUAUGGGUGUACGCAACCGGCGAUGAUGUUCGACUUUCGAGGGCACUGGCGGCCGCUCCUGGCUGCCACUGGCUUAUGGUGGUCAGCAUGGGAUCUGUAGAAGUAGUGUAUUCAGCAGCCUUCGAAUACGCGGGACUUUUCGCAAUAGCCGUGUCGUCAUUCUGGAGUUCCCUCCUCCUGCUGAACUUGAUCAAAGUUGUCGCCCUGGAUAGAGCUUGCAGGCGUUCAGGUGUGUCCCGCCGGAAUAUUCGGCAGAGAGAUCACGGACUAUGGAAAGCAGUCUUCGGAAAAGGAAUUUACACGGCGAAAUCUCUCUUCGUCGACGCAUGUUGCGGAGAUGGCAGGCUGCUCUCGGUGUCUUGGUUGAAGUUCGCUGAAGGGGGCCUCUGGUUGACAAGAAACACCGUCAUUGGGCACACGGAGAAGUGGCCGCCGCCGGUUGCCGUUCGUAAGGCGCAGGUAGUCGGAACAAUCAGCGACUAACGCUUCGUGGAGCACUUGCGUUCGUUGAGUUUUACCUGAUGCGGUUCUGGAAGAUUUGAUGAUGCGGCGGCAGGAGCAGCAGCUCCACGUAGGGAGGGGAGGACCACGUGGAAGGACAGUUGUACAGGGUAAUGUUUGAAAUAAGGAACAUAAGCGGGGGCAAUUAAAGGGGCUGGAAGCGUUGAUAACUUGUCGAAAUUGGCUUGGAGCCACAGAGUCCUGGAUCCGCUACUACUGCCGAGGAUCUGUUAGGUCUUGUGGUCCUCGGAAAUGACACCAUGUUACGGGUCUUCUUGUGUGUCUGCUUUGGGAUCUUCAUACCGUUGUGGACAGGUUCACACUCGUGCGAUGAUAUGACCAUGAGGAGAAAGGAAUGGAGCGAGAACAGAGAGAAGAGCACACUCAUGCGACUCCUACAAAGCAGACCAAACUGACCGUACCGGGUUCGAUGCUGGUGUUCUCCCGACGUAUUUGACAUGGCCUAGACUAACUAGUAGGCGGCUUGGUCAGGAAUUGCUCUUGAUUUACUGGUCUCAGAUCACUUAGGUCAUCAACCUCAGGCAGUGCCAGCAUCGCAUAGUCUAAUAAUAACCACAGUAGUCGUUGAAGGGGAUGUGCUCAAUGAACUCGUUCUUAUUCCUUCGUUGAUGGUGGCCUUGCGACUCACUCAUGAUCGAGUGAGAGGAAGGUAGGUGUGGGUGGAAUAAGUGUGGCACCAUUCCCGGGUAUGUAGGAGCUCCGCAUCCAUCCUCGAUACUCUGGUUGUGGGAUUCGACAAUGGUCAAGUUCCGAGUACACUGGGGAUCCCCGAAUAAGGCGGUGGUGGUGGUGGGCAGACGCCUCACUCAAAUGUAUAGAGCAACAAUUUGAUUUCUCCGUUUAUGCCAGCCAAUCUCGCCCGCCUUGUAAAAAGGGUGAGGACCGCCUUACUUGU
Messenger RNA from Ectocarpus sp. CCAP 1310/34, 4442 nucleotides. Lineage: Eukaryota; Phaeophyceae; Ectocarpales; Ectocarpaceae. The record is from the annotation of a GenBank genome assembly.